AUGUCGGCCCUCAGCGGCACGCUGGCGACGCUUCUAACUUUAGCCGUGCUCAUCGUGACGGCCGGCUGUGACGAUGGCAAGUCCAUCCCCGUGAAUGGAUACGCACCGGCACAUCAGUUAGUGCAUAAGGAACUGCAGCCUACCGUCAGCACGCUGCAGUCAGGAACGGCACCUCUGGAAAACAGGCUGGAGUCUAGGAUGCAGGCUCUGGAGCGCAGAAUUGAGUCACGGAUGGAGUCCAUCGAAGACAGGCUGACCCUGCUCAACUCCCGGAUGGAGGAGCUGACCGGCCGACUGGACGGCCAGCAGACUCGGCUGGACGAGGUCAUCACACAGCUGAACGGCCAAAAAUCCCAGCAGGACAAGGCAACAGUCACAGUGAACGACCACACAGAACGACUGAGUGCUAUCGCCAUCAACAUGGGAAAACAUGUGAGUGAAAUGCGUAAAUUGGCUACGAGGCUCGACAGCCAACAACCGCAACUGAGGGAGCUCAGCACCCAGCUGGACGAUGGUGACAGCCAACAAAAACCCGUCGAGGCGUACUGCGACAUGGUCACUACCGGAGGAAACUGGACGGUAAUUCAGCGGAGGGACGACAUCAAACCCCGCCAGGACUUCAACCUCGGAUGGAAGGACUACAAGACAGGCUUUGGUAACGUAACCCAAGAAUUCUGGUGGGGUCUGGAACACCUAUUUCAGCUGACAUCAAAGAUCCGACAGUAUGAGCUCCGCAUUGACUUUGAGGCGUUUGACGGCAAUCGAUCAUACGCUACAUACCAGGGAUUCGGCGUCUCGUCUGAGCUGGACGGAUACAUACUGAGCAUAUCCAACUACACCGGAACUGCUGGGGACAGUCUAUCGGAUAGCGUCAAUGGGAAGUUCUCUACCCGUGACCGUGACCAGGACGGCUGGUCUACCUUCCACUGUGCACAAUACCAUCAGGGGGCCUGGUGGUACGGCAGCCGGUGCGGGUUGAGCAGCCUGAACGGACGAUACCGGGACGGCGGUGAUGGGGACCUCACUGGAAUAUGGUGGUACGAGUGGAGGAGAGAUGAGUCACUGAAGAAGACCGAGAUGAGAAUCAGGCCCACCUAUAACUGA
Molecule: messenger RNA, 1104 nt
Organism: Amphibalanus amphitrite
Lineage: Eukaryota; Metazoa; Arthropoda; Thecostraca; Balanomorpha; Balanidae
Product: techylectin-5B-like
Exons: 2
Coding region: 1-1104 (367 amino acids)
Source: RefSeq, a predicted model, not a curated record